Messenger RNA from Bubalus bubalis (water buffalo), 1742 nucleotides. Its product is annotated as ubl carboxyl-terminal hydrolase 18. Lineage: Eukaryota; Metazoa; Chordata; Mammalia; Artiodactyla; Bovidae. Gene Ontology annotation, molecular function: cysteine-type endopeptidase activity; cysteine-type deubiquitinase activity. Gene Ontology annotation, cellular component: nucleus; cytosol. The coding region runs from base 478 to 1593 and encodes 371 amino acids. Gene Ontology annotation, biological process: protein deubiquitination. The record is from RefSeq and is a predicted model, not a curated record. The transcript has 10 exons.
AGGGAGGCGCGGCGACAGACGGGGGGACCGAAGUGGGCGGACCGGGCGUCGCCUGCUGCUCCAGCCCCGCAGCCUCCUGGAGGGCCCCACACUGUGGCUGUACUUCCCCCGCAUUCGACUUGGCAGCGCGGGUCUGAAGCUUCGCGGCUCUUACGGCAAGUUUGGUGGUACUUACUUACUGGAAACUUUCUCUCUACGGAAGUGUGUGCUCUGGUGUGCCUACUUGGUACGCUGCUCUGCAGUCUGUCUUCAGCCUGUGUUUACGCGGUCAUUCCCCUGCAUCCCACGAGGUGGCAAGGCUGACACAUCCACAUGAUUCGGCUUCUGCUUUUCUCGCUGGAGACAGAGCUCUGAGGGAAUCUGCCUUUAAGAGGGCCUCCAAGGCCAGCUCAUGAGAGCUCUUCUGGGAAGUGAGGUCGAGCUGUCCUGAAGACGCCUGCAGCAGCUGUCGGUCCAGGGACCUUGGAGCAACCACUGAUGGGCCCGGUCGGUUUACACAACAUUGGACAGACAUGCUGUCUUAACUCCCUGAUCCAGGUCCUUGUUAGAAAUGUGGGAUUCGCCAAGAUACUGAAGAGGAUAACGGUGCCGGGCGGAGCUGAGGAGCAGAGGAGGAGUGUCCCCUUCCAGCUGCUCUUGCUGCUGGAGAAGAUGCAGGACAGCCGGAAGAAGGCGGUGCAGCCCAUGGAGCUGGCCUACUGUCUGCAGAAGUACAACAUUCCAAUGUUUGUCCAGCACGAUGCUGCCCAGCUCUACCUCACAGUCUGGAACCUGAUCAAGAACCAGAUCACAGACGUGGACUUGGUGGCAAGGCUGCAAGCCCUCUACACCAUCCGGUUGAAGGAGUCCUUUGUCUGUCUUGAAUGUACCUCAGAGAUGAGCAGAGACAGCAGCAUGCUGGCCCUCCCCCUGUCUGUCUUUGAUAUGCACUGGAAGCCCCUGAAAACGCUGGAGGAUGCCCUCCACUGUUUCUUCCAGCCGCAGGAGCUGUCCAGCAAAGACAAGUGCUUCUGUGGGAGCUGUGGCAGGAAGACUCGCUGGAAGCAGGUCUUGACACUGACCCAUCUGCCCCAGACACUGACCAUCCACCUCAUGAGAUUCUCCAUCAGAAACCUGCGGGCAGAAAAAGUUUGCCACUCAUUAUAUUUCCCCCAGAAUCUGGAUCUAACCAAGCUCCUUGAGACAAAGGGGGAGCCCUGCAGUGCUGAGGAGCAGGUGGUCAGUCUCUCCCCACUUCUUCCACUCUCAGCUGUGACUCUGCCUCACUUGGACUCUCAAGCCAUUUUCAUAUGCCUUCACUCUGGUGUUCUCAAACACAAAUCUGAUGCUGCUGCUCCUCUGCGCAGAGCGUUCCAAGGCUGCCACUGCUGGGAUGUUUUGACUCCUGACUUGGCCUCAGUGGCUCCCUGCACCCCUGCCCCAUCCCUCAACCCCAUCCCCCACCACCCUCCCCCAGGGCGUGCUGCCGGGCCUCCACAGAUCCUUCAGGGUCAGUUUAAGCACAUUGUCUCUGGGGAGCUUUUCUCAACUGCUCAUUCCUUCUUGUUUUGGGGUAGAGACUGCUUCCCAGAUUUAUCUGUAAACCUGGUGUGAAACCUCGCUUCACAGCUGUGCUGUAAUUAGGUAUGAGCAUCUUGUGGUCAGAGAUGGUCUUCUGGGGCCCUGGGCACACCAGUGCCUGGCAGAGAGGCACUGAGAAGCAGAGGAUCAGAAGAGGAGGUGUGAUGGGGGUCCCUUUAUCC